This is a messenger RNA of Diprion similis, 1994 nucleotides long. RefSeq names its product membrane-associated progesterone receptor component 1 (gene MSBP). NCBI's taxonomy places the organism in Eukaryota, Metazoa, Arthropoda, Insecta, Hymenoptera, Diprionidae. The record is from RefSeq and is a predicted model, not a curated record. The coding region runs from base 112 to 693 and encodes 193 amino acids. Gene Ontology annotation, cellular component: membrane; endomembrane system. The transcript has 3 exons.
CCUUCCUCGCUUCCCGGCGAACAUGCGAGCGCUGGUUGGGAAUGCCGAAAACUGGGUUCGGUUGAUCAGUUGUCUGUUGUCUGUUGUCGGAAUCCGUCAGCCGCAGUGAAAAUGGCCGAAGAGGGCAGGGUCACUGCCGAGUCCGGUUCCGGGUCGCUCUUGACUAAUGUUAUUAGUGAAAUAUUCACAUCUCCGAUAAACCUUGUACUGGUUGGAAUAAUAGCGCUACUUGUUUACAAAAUAUUUAAACACAAGACGAAAGUCGAGGCGCCGAUACACGUCGAACCAGAAUUGCCGAAACUGAAACGGGACUUCACUGUCGAGCAAUUGAAACAGUACGAUGGAAACGGUCCUGACAAACGAAUUUUGAUGGCAGUCAACGGCAGUGUUUACGACGUAACGCGAGGACGCAGGUUCUACGGUCCCGGUGGGCCUUACGCAGCAUUCGCAGGCAGAGAUGCCAGUCGUGGUCUGGCAACUUUUUCCGUCGUCCCAGGGACAGACAAAUACGAUGAUUUGAGUGAUUUCACUUCCGUGGAAAUGGAUUCUGUCAGGGAGUGGGAGGAACAGUUCAAAGAAAAAUACGAGUACGUUGGACGACUUUUGAAGCCUGGUGAAUUGCCAACGAAUUAUUCGGACGAAGAAGAAGAAGGCAGCCAACAAGAAGUUGAAUCCAAGUCCAAGGACAAUUGACCGCUCCAGCGCAUGAUAUGAAUAAGAUACAUCAUCGGAAAUGCUGUCCACACAUUUAAUGAAAAUCUGAAAAUUAUUAAAAUUAUGACCCGCAGAUGCAGUUGCAGAUUUUUAAUCGCGUUCUGUACCAUCCUAGUUAACAAUGUGUAAGAUUAAUCUGUUUGUAAUAUUGCAACAGGAGUGCUAGAUAUACUUAAAACGUUGAGAACAAGCAUUGCACAGAAAUAUGACUUGGCACUGGUUUGUUGUAUUUUUGAAUCAAUAAUUGACGUGUAUAUUCGAAAUUUCUUUCUAAACACCGAAUCAAUAAACGUACAAGUUUGAGAAUAUUUCACUUUACUCAAGCAGUGCAUACGGAAUACAAGCUACUAGUAAUGAAUACCAGCAUCAUAUUAAAUACAAACGUUGAAAAGUGAAUCUGAUUCAAAACUCAUUAUUUAAAAAUUUAAGCUAUAUUUAACAAAUAUGCAUUUAUAUGUAACAAGUACAGGGUGUUUUGCUAUCCAUUCGGGAUGUACGUAUAAAUGAAACUGAUAGACACUAGAGAUAUCUAAUCAACUUCUGGAUAUCGUACUUGUGAUAUGUACAGACGAAAAUAGGAGUUUGUCUUAUAAAGCUUAUCAAUUAUUUUUCCCAUUACUGUAAUUGCUGGACACCCUGUAUAUCUGUACAUUACCAUCCGUGAUUUAUUACCGUGGAGCGUUUGUCAGUGCUUGGUAAAUGCCUCGUACCUGAAUUAUCGAUAAAUUAUAUGAAUUAAACAAUUUUCAGUAAAAACAAAUUGUAUGGCAUAAACGUACGUAAUAUACGACACAUCGUAACACACUUCUGAAUAGGCAACGCAAGACCAGCUCUACUGCAGUACGUAAAAAUCUUAUGAUCAAAAACUGAAAAUUUAAUUGUUUAUAAUUAUUUGUACAAAUUUAAAUGUAUAAAAAUUCAACAAACUUGAUAUCUACCCGUUCUGUGAAUGACCGGUUGGUCAAAACUUCAAUCGUACUGUCAACCUAGGAAAAACUUGUGUUUGAACAGUACAUUUUUUUUUUUUUUUUCUUAAUUAUACCACUUAGAAUUACCAUUGCAUCAAAAUAUUCUAUAAAGAUGUAUGUAAGAAUUUUUAGGAAGAAAUUCGAGUUGUACUAUUUAUAUACCGACUAAUUAUCUGUGAGGAAUUUGCUUAAUUCGAUUAAAAAAAUCAUUUUAUCCAAACAAGCAAAUUUCUUGUUUAUACUUUCCGGUUGUAGUAUUUUUAACUGAGUAAGGCUGAGUCUUGAUACAAAAAAACAAGUAAAUAGAACAAA